Messenger RNA from Nomascus leucogenys (northern white-cheeked gibbon), 1086 nucleotides. RefSeq names its product putative protein FAM172B. NCBI's taxonomy places the organism in Eukaryota, Metazoa, Chordata, Mammalia, Primates, Hylobatidae. The record is from RefSeq and is a predicted model, not a curated record. The transcript has a single exon. Gene Ontology annotation, molecular function: siRNA binding. Gene Ontology annotation, cellular component: nucleus. Gene Ontology annotation, biological process: regulatory ncRNA-mediated heterochromatin formation. Bases 1 to 1086 code for a protein of 361 amino acids.
AUGACACAGGAGCUGAGCUUCCAAAAAUUUAUUGAACAAUCUGACUUACUAGGAGAACUUAAAUAUGACUUCAAUGAAAAAGCUGAAUUCAGACACACUGAGACACAAAGGCCUUUUGUCUUUAACUAUUAUGAAAAUGUCCUUGAGAAAAAUAGCAUGCGCUACCAGGCCCUUGGCCAUUUGCUUGAACAAUACAUUUAUGAGCUUUUGGAGAAAGUGUGCAAAUUAGAAAAAGUAUAUAUCCCACCUGAGGCUGAUAAAGAAGAACAAAGAAGCUUCUUUUUCAUGAGCGAGAAAGCAUUAACAAAUCACCAUUCUGCUCUUCUUGUCCUUCUUCAAGACCAUGGGGUCUUUCGAGCCGGUCAGUGGAGUCAGCAGGCAAUAAUACAUCAUGGUCUCCAACAUGGAAGUCAGAUACCAUGUAUUCAAAUGGCUAUGCAGGCACAUUAUGAUGUAAUUGUGCUAAACCCCAAUGAUAAUUUUGUGGAACUAAAGAUGGAAAAAGAGUGGAAAGGCCUUUUAACACAAAAUAUUGAGCCUUCUCUAAAAAUGGUUCAAGGUGGGAGCUUUUUCUCUCUCCAGAAUCCUCCCAAAUGCAUUCCAAAAAGAUGCAGCAACACCCCUGAAGAACACAUGGCUUACAUAUGGGAUUACUUCAUUUCAAAGACUGAAGACAAGGAUAUUGCCUUCAUUGUACAUGGUUAUGGAGGCUUGGUUUUUAUGGACUUGCUUGUUCGUAGAAGGUGGGAAGUGAUGAGCAAAGUAUAUGCUGUUGCACUUAUUGACUCUGAACAUCAUGUAGGACACCAGCUGGGAAGUGAUGUACAAUUAUUAGCAUGGAUAAAGCACCACUGCCGUGAAUGGGUGACAAGUCCUAAGCCUUUGGAUAAACCUACAGCUACUGUUUUCAAAAAGGAAUUUCCUAUGGUUUCUGCUGGUACAGAAAAGUACAGCUUAGCCCCUUCCUCUAGCCUUCAGUCAAUUUUUAAGUACUUUAAAAAAGCUUUAAAAGCCAGAACAACCAUUAAUUUCUCCCGAAUGCCAAUAGUGACUAGAAGCUCCACCAAAAGAAAGCAAAGUGCUUAA